Molecule: messenger RNA, 3146 nt
Organism: Hypomesus transpacificus
Lineage: Eukaryota; Metazoa; Chordata; Actinopteri; Osmeriformes; Osmeridae
Product: volume-regulated anion channel subunit LRRC8E
Exons: 3
Coding region: 432-2861 (809 amino acids)
Molecular function (GO): protein binding
Source: RefSeq, a predicted model, not a curated record
ACAGUUUCUGCCAGCUUGUCUGUAGGCUGGACCACAGGUAUAUCUAUUGACAAUUUAGGCCUAAUUCAUCACAUUUGUUCUUAAUUCACCGGAUCCGGUAGCCUUUAGCCGGCAUAAUCAGUAUUCAGAUAAGGGACGAUUGUGUGCACACGUAGUUUGGUGGGAUAUUUGUUCUGGGAUAGGUGUGGACUACUGAGCUGCGCAAGUUAGUAGGCUAGUUGUUCAUAAGAAGGACUCGACGCAUUUCUUUGGUCUGACAACAAUCGCAACCAGGCGAACUGAAGCUGAAGGAAGUCCCCCCCCCCCCCCCCCCCCCCCCCCCCCCCUGGCGUCGCAGAAACUUGCUUCAAAAAAUUGAUUUACGCACCUAGCACUUUUUAAGAAAGUUCGGGGACUUCACCUGUGGAAGCAGCAAGAGCGCAGGGUUCAGGAUGAUCCCAGUGACUGAGUUCAGGAACUUUGCCUCAGAUCAGAAUCCCCGCUAUCGGGUUCUGAAGCCAUGGUGGGAUGUGUUUUCAGAGUACCUGUGCAUUUCCAUGCUCAUGAUUGGAGUCUUUGGAUGUACCUUACAGCUGACACAGGAGAAGAUCUCCUGCCUCCCCAGCCACUUGUCCAGCCCCACCCCUGAGGCCAUUGACUGUAGCUAUAUCCGUGGGUACCGGGAGAAUGAGACACAGGAGCACACUCAUGUCGCACCCCACGACACUAUCAUACGCGAGGUAUCUGGACGCAAGAACAACCUGGAUAUUCACCAGUACGUGUUUGUCAAUCACUACUGCUACGAGCGGGCAGUCCACUGGUACGGCAAGUAUUUCCCUUACCUGGUGGUCAUCCACACCAUGAUCUUCAUGGUGGCCAGCAGCUUCUGGUUCAAGUUCCCUGGAACAUCGUCCAAGAUCGAGCUCUUCGUCACCAUCCUCGGGAAGUGUUUCGACUCGCCCUGGACCACACGGGCACUCAGCGAGGUGUCGGAGGAGCGUGGCGAGGAGAACAUGGUCAUCUGGAGGAAGAACACCAUGUCAAAGUCACCCGACAAGUCGUCGACAGAGGAGGAAACGGUGGGACUUCUUCACCGUUCUUCCUCGGUGAAAUCCAACCCGGAGAAGGUGAACCCGGAACCACAACCAGACGCUUCUCUGCUCGACAAGAAGGAAGGGGAGCAGGCCAAGGCUCUGUUUGAGAAGGUCAAGAAGUUCAGGACUCACGUGGAGGAGGCGGACCUCCUUUACUUGAUGUAUGUGUUACAGACGUCCAUCAAGGUCUUCCAGUUUCUCUUGAUCACCAUCUAUAGCGCUGUCCUGGUGCCCAACAUCGAGAUAAUAGUUCAGUGCUUGGUUCCUCCAGAUUUGACUGGAUUUGAUAUCUUCUGCUGUAACCACAAUAAAGCCCAUAUCUUUUCCAAGUUAGCCUACUGCUACAUCUGCUUCGUCGGGGUCUACGGACUUCUAUGCAUCUAUAAGCUCUAUUGGCUAUUCCAUCGACCCCUUAAGGAGUACUCUUUUGAACAUGUCAGAUUAGAGACGGGCAUCAACGACAUUCCGGAUGUGAAAAACGACUUUGCGUUCCUGUUGCACCUCAGCGAUCAGUAUGAUGCCCUUUACUCCAAACGCUUUGCCGUCUUUCUAUCAGAAGUCAGCGAAAGCCGGCUUCGCCAGGUCAACCUCAACCAUGAGUGGACUGCCAAGAAGCUCCGCACCCGUCUUGCCCGGAACGUGAGCAACCGUCUUGAACUCCACCUCUUAAUGCUACCGGGGCUUCCGGAAACUAUUUUCGAGGUUCCCGAGGUGGAAUCCCUGAAACUCGAACUUUUGACAAAUGUCACUAUUUCCUCCAAUGUGGUUCAGUUAGGUAAUCUCCAGGAGCUAGCGCUGAUCCACUGUCCUGCUAAGCUCCAAUUAGCCGCCCUGAACCACCUGAAGGAGCAACUAAAGGUUCUCCGACUGGCCGUUGAGGGUCUGGAGCAGGUGCCCAUGUGGAUGUACACCCUACAGAGCCUGGAGGAGCUGCACCUGAGUGGACCCCUGACCAACGAGAUCUCCCGCAGCGCCUCGCUCGAUUCCCUCCGAGAGCUCAAAGCCCUCCGAGUCCUCACCUUCCGCAGCCACCUCACCAAGAUCCCGCCUGGCGUGGCGGACGUGGCUUUGCAGCUCCACAAGCUCGCCGUCUACAACGAAGGCUGCAAACUCCAAGCCUUCAGCAGUCUCAAGAAACUGACCAACCUGGCCUCCUUGGAGCUGGUGGCCUGUGUGCUGGAGCGCAUCCCCAGCGCUGUAUUCAGCCUGUCCAGCCUGCAGGAGCUGGACCUGAGGGACAACAAGUUGACCACCGUGGAGGAGAUCCUCAGCCUGCAGCAUUGCCGACGCCUGGUGACACUGCGCCUUUGGCACAACAGCAUCAGCUACAUACCGGAGCACAUCAGCAAGCUGCGCUCCCUCGAGGUGCUGGAUGUCAGCUGGAACAAGCUCAACAAGGUGCCCUCCAGGCUCUUCUACUGCACCAAGCUCAGGCACCUAGACCUCUCCCACAACCAGCUCACCUCCCUCCCCCCCGAAGUGGGCAUCCUCCAGAGCCUACAGCACCUCUCAGCGUCUUUUAACUCCCUAGUGUCCCUUCCAGAAGAACUCUUCUCCUGCAAAAGGCUUAAAACCUUGGCUUUGGGAAACAACCACCUGCACUCUCUGAGUCCCAGGGUGGCCAACUUGGCCCAGCUUGUUCGCCUGGAGCUCAAAGGAAAUCGCCUGGAGUGUUUACCCCAGGAGAUUGGAGACUGCCCAUUACUCAAGCUCAUUGCUGUGGUUGUUGAAGAAAACUUAGUUGAUUUGCUACCCUCAGAUAUACGAAGUAGGAUGACCAACAGUUGAGGGAUGGACAGGAUAGAUUGAAAGUGAAUGCUGACAUUGGGUGGUGUGUGGAAUACUGUGUUCCUCUUCUUGGCUUUUGAAGACUUCCAAACCAGAAGUUCAAAUGGGAUGAAGCAACAUCAAAGACAUUUACAGAAUGAGAGGAGAAGUGAAGAAGGGCUUUCUUAACCUUUGUGCUGACUUUGACUAUGUCACAUGACCCAAAGGUUCACAACGAACCAUCGUAGUGUUUACCCAAUUUUACCCAAUACAAUUUUUAAAAAAAGCAUUUUCUUUUAUCCUUCG